Heterostelium album PN500 is the source of this 348-nucleotide messenger RNA. RefSeq lists its product as uncharacterized. The transcript is spliced from 2 exons. Bases 1 to 348 code for a protein of 115 amino acids. Lineage: Eukaryota; Evosea; Eumycetozoa; Acytosteliales; Acytosteliaceae. The record is from RefSeq and is a predicted model, not a curated record.
AUGUCAAUGGGUUCAGCUACAGCUUAUGAACAAGAUGUCGUCGAGCAGAAACACCAUCAACAACAACAUUCUCAACAGCAGUACAGCAACAACAACAACAACAAUAAUAAUAUAAAUAGUGAAAACAAUACAAAUAACAAUGAGUUUUUUACUAAUACCAAUGGUAGUAAUAGCUUGAUGAUGUUAUAUGGAAAUAGUAUUGAUAAUAAUAAUAAUAAUAAUGUCAAUAUUAACAAUAAUAAUAAUGAUAGUACAACAUCAGCAACAACUCAAAUACCAACAAUAGCACUACCAACAACACCAGCAGCACAAAUACCAACACUACCAAUAUAUCUACAUCCAUCAUAA